UCCACAAAAGUAUAAAAACAACAAUUAACAGUGUACAAUAAUUACAUACAUGCACCGCUGCGGCGAAUACAACCAUACAAGCGCGCGAAUACAACUAUAAGUAGGGGCGCGGGGUGCCAGCCAACCGCUGCGGCUGUGCAAAAGUCCUCUUGCUCGUGUUGUAGUUGUGUUGCGUUCGCGUAGAAGUGGGUCGAUCUCUUGAACAUCAGCAAAGAUGGCCGCCACCACGCCGGCAGCGGCAGCGGCCGCGGCGCACGUCGUCCACAUCGAGGCCGUGCAGACGGCGGUGCCGACGCGCGUCGUGGAGCCCGGGAGGACGCGCCUCGUCGCCGUGGCGGCGCCGCCGCUCCCGGCGCCCGCGCUGCAGCGCCGCGUCCGCGCGGUGCUCUACUACCGCGGCGCCGGCGGGGCGGCGCCGGGCGCGUGGGAGGACGGGGUGUGGGUGAAGGAGUCGCUGAGCGAGGCGCUGGCCGACCACCCGGAGAUGGCCGGCCGGCUCCGCCGCCGCGCCGACGGGUCGUGGGAGGUGAAGCUGAACGACACCGGCGUGCGCCUCCUCCAGGCGACGGUGGACGCGACCCUCGACGAGUUCCUCGCCGGCAAGGGCGCCCUGGCGCGCCGGGAGGCCGCGCUGGCGCCGUGGACCGACGUGAACGCCGACGACCCCGACAUGUGCCCCCCGUUCUUCAUGCAGCUGACACGGUUCCAGGGAGACGGCGGGUACGCCGUCGGCGUGAGCUGCGCGCUGGUGCUGGCCGACCCGCUGACGCUGGCGAGGUUCCUCCUGUCGUGGGCGCGCACGCACGCCCGCAUCAGGGCGCAGGGCAAGGCCACCCCGCUCCCGAUGGCGCAGUACCUCGCCUACUUCCAGCGCCCGGAGACCACCCGCAAGCGCGUCAGGUCCGUCCCGAUCGACUCCUUCGCCGGCGACGGCGACGGCGACGCCGAGACCGUGCUCUUCAGGGCCGGUACUGCAGCGGCAGCGGCGGCGGACGGCGGGCACGGUGAUCACCGCGCGCUCGCGGCGGCCUGCGUCGACAAGGCGAGCGAGGCGCUCGGCAAGAAGGACAAGGUGUCGAGGCUCUCGGUCGUCGUCGUCGACGCCGCCGGCGGGGACGAUUCCCUGGCCGGAAAGACUACCAUCGAGACGUGCACGGCGUCGCCCGGUGGUGGCGCCGCCGCCGGCGGCGCCUCGCUGGAAGCGGUGCAGUGGAGCGAGCUGGGGCUGGAGGAGCUGGUGCUCAGGGGCAGCAAGCCCGUGCAUGUCUCCUGCAGCAUCGUGACCGGCGGUGGCGGAGACGAAGGGCUCGUCGUCGUGAUGCCCGACGACGGCGCUGGGUCGUUGCUUGUCAUGGCCACUCUCCCCAAGUAGAAGAAGAAGCAGAUGUGUAUGUUGAUGACAAUCGUAAAAUAACAUAGUAUUUUCUUCAUGUCAUAAAAACCAAUCUAGUAUUGGAUGAAACUAUUAGAUUGGUUUUUAUGGGAUGGAGCGAGUACACAUUAUUGUUAUGUAUGACUACGACUGUUGCAAUGAGAGAAAUUUCAGAGAUUGUACUCGUCAAGAUCGAAAACCAAUGUAAUGUAAACCUUCCUUUUUUUUUCUUGGCGGGAUAAUGUAAACCUAUUUAAAUCCUGAGCAUGAUCUGUUGUGUACUCUUGAAGGAUGAAUAAAACGGGAAAAAAAAUCUUUGUAUUUGACUAUAGCACAGUUUGAAAUGUUCAGAAGAAAAAAAAACUGCACGUUCCCUGAAAGUGCACUCAUGGAAUGAACAACAAACAGCCAACAUCAUAAAUACUUCCGAGUGACCGAGUUUAAAAUGGAGACAAUCUCUUUACGACCUAAGUGCGUGCACGUACACUCAUCUUUUUCAAGUCAUUCAAAUAAUGUAAUGUUUUUUUCAGAAAAGAAAAGGUACACUACUACGAAAAAAUUUACGCCGGCGGCAAAAA
Molecule: messenger RNA, 1950 nt
Organism: Oryza sativa Japonica Group (Japanese rice)
Lineage: Eukaryota; Viridiplantae; Streptophyta; Magnoliopsida; Poales; Poaceae
Product: protein ECERIFERUM 26-like
Molecular function (GO): acyltransferase activity, transferring groups other than amino-acyl groups
Source: RefSeq, a predicted model, not a curated record